CACAUAAAAUGUUCGAUUGGAUGAGCUUUCACAUGUCAGCAAUCACCAGUCAAGGCACUGAAAAUACCCAUCACCUGUAGAGGUUUUCUCUUCAGCCUUGACAGUCAGUCUCGCCCCCGCCCCCGGCCACCACUGACCUCUGGCACCGCAGGCUGCAUUUCCUAGCGUUGUAUCUGACAUUUUUCAUUCCCUCAGCGUGAUUAUUUCAAGCUUCACUCCAGUGCCUGCCGGUUCAUUUUUAUCGCUGAGUAGUAGCCCAUUGUGUGGAUGGACUGCAGUCUGACUGCCGGCGCCCGACUGGGUGAACUUAACAGGCUCUCUAUUUUAAUUCACUGAUGUCAUAUCCCACCGCAGUUUGAGGAGCAGAGGAGAAGGAAUUGGGCAACCCAGCCGAUGGGCAUGGCGUGGAGGGGUGACCACAGGUGUGGGCAUAGUCUCUGGUCCAGCUGGUUCUGCUGGAGGCUCAGUCCCAGCCCUGGAGGCAGCGGGCUGUCUCCCUGGGUAAUUAAUCUGUCAGAUCACUCCCAUGGUUUCCGAGGCUGUCCUGUGGGGUGGCCAGGAUGCCUCAUCACCUCAAGGAGCCUCCUUGCAGGCCUGGGCCUGAAAUCAGGUCUUCCAGCCCCGGGGCCUUUCUCAGGUACAUGUCUCAGAACAAGCACGCAGAGGCCCGGGAGCUCAUGUGCUCUGGAGCGCUGCUCUUCUUCAGCCAUGGCCAGCAAAACAGUGCUGCGGACUUGUCCAUGCUGGUCUUAGAGUCGCUGGAGAAGGCGGAAGUGGAGGUAGCCGAGGAGCUGCUGGAAAAUCUGGCUAAACUGUUUAGUCUGAUGGAUCCGAAUUCUCCGGAGAGAGUGGCCUUUGUGUCUAGAGCCCUGAAGUGGUCCAGCGGAGGCUCCGGGAGGCUGGGCCACCCCCGGCUGCACCAGCUACUGGCCCUCACCCUGUGGAGAGAACAGAACUACUGUGAGUCUCGGUACCACUUCCUCCACUCGGCCGACGGGGAAGGGUGCGCCAACAUGCUGGUGGAGUACUCCACAUCCCGCGGCUUCCGCAGUGAGGUGGACAUGUUUGUGGCCCAGGCCGUCCUACAGUUUCUCUGUUUAAAAAACAAAAGCAGUGCAUCCGUGGUGUUCACGACAUACACCCAGAAACACCCGUCAAUCGAGGACGGCCCCCCAUUCGUGCAGCCACUGCUCAACUUCAUCUGGUUUCUGCUUUUAGCUGUAGACGGAGGCAAACUGACAGUGUUCACGGUGCUGUGUGAGCAGUACCAGCCAUCCCUCCGGCGGGACCCCAUGUACAAUGAGUACCUCGACAGGAUAGGACAGCUCUUCUUUGGGGUGCCACCUAAGCAGACAUCUUCCUAUGGAGGCUUGCUAGGCAACCUUCUGAGCAGCCUCAUGGGCUCCUCGGAGCAGGAGGGUGAGGACAGUCAGGACGACAGCAGCCCCAUUGAGCUCGACUGACGCCACCCCUGGACCUGCAUGAAGAGGCCCUCUGCCUGGUGGGGCUCAGUCCCGAGCGUGAGCCCUGGACCUUGGCUCCGGGUCAGAGGCUGCGGUAGCUGCACGUUCGGCGUCUGUUGGUGUGCACUGGCUGAGGGCGGCGGGGCAGCCGUAGCCAUGGCCGUGGCCUCAGAUUGACCCACAAUAAAGCACAGGCUUGCGUGCCACCACCCUCUCCCGGUCCUUUGUUUCUGGUUUGCUUUGGGUGCCAAGGGCCAACACAGGCACCAGGGUCGGGGGUGGCUGCCGUCGGGCCAGCCCCAUGUGGACGUCCGUGGCGGCCUGGGCUGCUGCUCCGUGCCAAAUCCCAGAAGCCACGGCCUGCAGCCACACCCACAUCUGUGCUGUGGCACCAUGCAGACAUCCGGAGGCUGUAGGACUUCCACCUCUGAUGCAAUAUUUAUUCCAUGGGUGACGAUUCCUUCCACCUGACGGUCUAGGUCUUAACCAAAUAGCCCGUCCAGCGGCGCAGCUCUGUCCUUCCUCACGUGCUCUACCAGAUGUUCCCGGGAUGAUUGAGACGGGACACACUUUAUUUUUUCACAAUUAAAAGGAGAGUUGUAGAUUAAUACACAGUGAUCAUGCAUGGAAGGAGCGAAACAGACUAUUUACUGUAAAAAUGGAAUUUAAAGGGAGGCUUGUGUUAAUUGUUGAGUUUAAAUAAAUUCUUUAUACUGGG
Messenger RNA from Miniopterus natalensis, 2181 nucleotides. The record is from RefSeq and is a predicted model, not a curated record. NCBI's taxonomy places the organism in Eukaryota, Metazoa, Chordata, Mammalia, Chiroptera, Miniopteridae.